AUGGGGGUUCCGUUAGUCUGCCACGGGCAUUCUCGUCCCGUCGUCGAUGUCUCUUACAGUCCGGUGACUCCAGAUGGCUUCUUCCUCAUUAGCGCCAGCAAAGAUUCGAACCCGAUGUUGAGGAAUGGGGAGACUGGUGAUUGGAUAGGAACUUUUGAAGGACACAAGGGAGCAGUUUGGAGUUGUAGCCUUGAUAAAAAUGCUAUGCGUGCUGCCUCAGCUUCUGCAGAUUUCACUGCGAAAAUAUGGAAUGCAUUGACUGGAGAUGUAUUGCACUCCUUCGAACACAAGCACAUUGUUCGUGCAUGUGCCUUCUCAGAUGACACUCACCUCUUGCUCACUGGUGGAAUGGAGAAAAUUCUUCGGAUAUUCGAUUUGAAUCGGCCAGAUGCACCACCAAAAGAAGUUGGAAGUUCUCCUGGUUCAAUCAGAACCGUCGAAUGGCUUCAUAGUGAUAAAACCAUCUUAAGCUCUUGCACAGAUACCGGUGACAUUAGGUUAUGGGACAUAAGAAGUGACAAGAUUGUUCAAACGUUAGAAACAAAGUCCCCAGUUACUAGUGCUGAAGUAAGUCCAGAUGGGCGAUACAUAACUACUGCUGAUGGAUCUAGUGUUAAGUUCUGGGACGCCAAUAACUUUGGAUUGCUGAAGAGCUAUGACAUGCCUUGCAACGUUGAAUCGGCGUCCUUGGAACCGAAACACGGCAAGACUUUCAUUGCUGGAGGAGAAGACAUGUGGGUCCACAGGUUUGAUUUCCAGACUGGAGAGGAGAUUGGGUGUAACAAGGGUCACCACGGGCCAGUGCACUGCGUGAGGUAUGCACCAGAAGGAGAGUCGUACACGUCAGGCUCAGAAGACGGGACGGUAAGAAUAUGGGAGGUUGGUACGGUGAACCAUGAGGAGAGCAAUAAUCUGAGCGGUCACGUGAAGCUUGUUGCAGAGGAGGUUGUGCGUAAAGCUGAGACUCUCUGCUCUCCUCCUGGUUUUGGCUUUUCUUCCAUUUCCGUCCUCAAUUCGCUUGCUCUCCAGCUGCACUCUAUCAGUGCCUGUGAUCUUAUCGGAGGAGAAGAAAUGUUCGCCCUUUCCAAGGUUUUACGGAGAAGCCAGAGUCUCCGACUAGGAGCUCGCAAUGCUGUGUACUACUCUAAGCUAGAGCUACCAUUGGGAGAAAGGAACAGUUCUUCUGAACCAAACGCUUUGAUACAUGACAAGCACGGAGCUUUCCCUAGAUUUCACGAGCGCUCAUGGAGUUCCUCCACCGGAAGACGUUCACUAUCUUCUGAUGCCGGCGCUAAAAGUGCCGGAGAGGAAGAAGACCUCGAAAACAGGACUUCAGAUCUUGAAGGUGAUAGUGAUAGCGAUGACGGGGUCACCUCUCAGGAGGAGCUCUCCGGUGAUGAAGAUGAUAUUGAAGGAGCAGAGCUGGAACUCCACGUCCCUGACUCCGAGGCUGGUAAAAGAACGGCAAGCAAGAGAUCGUCAGAGCUGUUUCAGGCCAUUGUUGCUUUCUCAGGUGUGUCUGUAGGGAGUGCACUUGAUAAAUGGGUUGAAGAAGGCAAAGAGAUCAACCGCACAGAGAUUGCAAAUGCCAUGUUACAACUCCGUAGGCGUCGCAUGUAUGGGAGAGCAAUGCAGAUGGCAGAGUGGUUGGAAGAAAGUAAGAAAAUUGAAAUGGAGGAGAGGGAUUAUGCUACACGGCUUGAUCUGAUUGCUAAGGUGCGUGGCGUGUUCAAAGCAGAAGCAUACAUCGAGAAAAUACCGGAAUCUUUCAGAGGGGAAAUGGUCUACCGUACGCUCCUGUCGAAUUAUGCUGCAGAGAGCAAUGUGAGGAAAGCUGAAGAAGUGUUCAACAAAAUGAAGGACUUGGGGUUCCCUCGCUCCUUGUUUGCAUGUGAUCAGAUGCUUAUGCUAUACAAGAGAGUUGACAAGAAGAAGAUUGCAGAUGUGUUGUUGGUCAUGGAGAAGGAGAAUCUGAAGCCGAGUCUUUUCACUUACACAAUCUUGAUUGACGCCAAAGGAUCAUCACAUGACAUUAGUGGGAUGGAAGGAAUCAUGGAGGCGAUGAAAAGUGAAGGUGUUGAGCUUGACGUUCGUGCACAAGCUUUUGUGGCAAGACACUAUGCAUUAGCUGGGGUUAAGGACAAGGCUGAGAAAGUUCUGAGAGAGAUGGAAGGUGAAAACUUGGAGGCGAAUCGGCAUGUGUGCAAGGAUUUGCUUUCCAUCUAUGGUACUCUCCAGAUGGCGGAUGAGGUGAACAGAAUUUGGAAGAUCUGUGAGGAGAAUCCUCGUUUUGACGAGUCCCUUGCUGCAAUCUUGGCUUUUGGAAGGAUCAAUCAAGUGAAAGAAGCAGAGGCGGUUUUUGAGAAGAUGGUGAAGAUGGGUCAUAGAGUUUCUUCUAACACGUACUCCGUUCUCUUGAGGGUUUAUGUGGAUCACAAGAUGGUUUCAGAAGGUAAGGAUCUUGUUAAGAGGAUGUCGGACAGCGGUUGCAAGAUCGGUGCCUUGACAUGGGACUCACUGAUCAGGCUCUACGUGGAAGCUGGUGAUGUAGAAAAGGCUGAUUCUUCGCUGGUGAAGUCCACACAGUUGAAGCAGAUAAAGCCGUUGAUGAGCUCAUUCAUGUAUGUGAUGGACGAGUAUGCAAGAAGAGGUGAUGUUCACAACACUGAGAAGAUCUUCCAGAGGAUGAGACAAGCUGGCUAUCUAUCUCGCUUCAGGCAGUUCCAAACUCUGAUCCAGUCUUAUGUCAAUGCCAAAGCUCCUGCUUAUGGAAUGAAGGAUAGAAUGAAAGCUGAUAACAUCUUCCCCAACAAAGGUUUGGCUGCUCAGCUGGCCAAGGCUGAUCCUUUCAAGAGGACGCAUCUCUCUGAUAUCCUGGAUUGA
This is a messenger RNA of Microthlaspi erraticum, 2883 nucleotides long. The record is from the annotation of a GenBank genome assembly. Lineage: Eukaryota; Viridiplantae; Streptophyta; Magnoliopsida; Brassicales; Brassicaceae.